AUGGAUCCUCGUUUUGCUGGUCAUUCCUCGUUUAAGAUCUUGGGCCGUUCUCUACAAGUAGAUGUACCAGAGGCUGCUACUGAUACUACUCUGCGUCUUGACUCUCUGGCCUCGCCGUUGUCUAACGCCAAGGGUGUUAAAAGGAAAUGGAAUCAAGAAGAAGCUGAUCCUCUACUGUCCUUGAGACUCGGCCAUCAUCAUCAUCAUCAUCACCACUCAUCAAGCUCUUCUGAUAGCAAAGGAAGUUGCGUGAGUUUAUCUUCCGCUAAAGAAACUGAGGAAGAGUCUUCAAUGGACAUUGAGCUUGACUUUACCCUCCAUCUUGGCGGCAACCAAAAACCAGCUAAUCUGAAAAUGAAAGCUCCGAAAUUUGAUCUUGAUUUGAGUCUUUCCGGUGGAGGAGGAGGAGGAGGAGGAGUGUCCUGUCAAUCUGAGAUCACUGCGUCGGUCAAGCAGCACCAGACUCUUGCGGAGAUGCUACGUGUGACUAGACCUACAACAAGCUCUUUCUUAGCACAUGCUCCAAAGAACAUCAUCAUUCCUCCUGCUCCUGCUUGUCAUGUUCUGGAACUGUCAUCUAGCACGGCGACGACGACUACACCGAUAAGCUCUGGUACAUGUACUUCCGGUUUAACUCAGCAGCUGAAGCCACAGCACAAGAUCUCAUCUUCUUCUUCUUCCUCCAAGUUAUGUCAAGUAGAAGGAUGUCAAAAGGGAGCGAGAGGCGCCUCUGGCCGCUGCAUUUCCCACGGCGGCGGACGGAGAUGUCAGAAACACGGUUGCCACAAGGGCGCUGAAGGUCGAACCGUGUACUGCAAGGCACACGGAGGCGGCCGGCGUUGUGAGUUCCUCGGAUGCACCAAAAGCGCUGAAGGAAGGACUGAUUUCUGCAUAGCUCAUGGAGGUGGGAGAAGAUGCAGCCAUGAGGACUGUACAAGAGCUGCCAGAGGAAGGUCAGGGCUUUGUAUUAGACACGGUGGAGGGAAACGUUGCCAGAGAGAGAACUGCACGAAAAGCGCUGAAGGGCUUUCAGGGCUAUGCAUCUCUCAUGGAGGUGGACGGAGAUGUCAGUCUGAGGGAUGCACGAAAGGAGCGCAAGGGAGCACAAUGUUCUGCAAAGCGCACGGCGGUGGUAAGCGGUGUACGCAUUUGGGAUGCAACAAGGGAGCGGAAGGAAGCACGCCGUUCUGUAAAGGGCAUGGAGGUGGGAAACGGUGUGCCUUUCAAGGGAGUGAUCCUUGCAGCAAGAGUGUUCAUGGUGGUACUAAUUUCUGUGUGGCUCAUGGAGGUGGGAAGAGGUGUGCGGUUGCGGAGUGCACGAAGAGUGCUAGAGGAAGGACUGAUUUCUGUGUUAGACAUGGUGGAGGGAAGAGGUGUCAGUCGGAGGGAUGUGGGAAGAGUGCUCAAGGGAGUACUGACUUUUGCAAGGCGCAUGGAGGAGGGAAACGGUGUGAGUUUGCGUCAGGACAGGCUUCUUCUGGUGCUUGUGGUUCGUUUGCUAGAGGGAAGAGUGGUUUGUGUGCGCUGCAUAACAGUCUGGUGCAAGAUAAUAGGGUUCAUGGAGGAAUGACUGUGACUUCGGAGAGCCAAGAGCCGAGAGUAAGCGGGAGCGAGACGGAGAAUGAGAACGAGGAAGAGUUUAGCGGUUCUCAGGAGAUGAACAUUGAGAGGAGUGCUGUUAGGUCUUCUCCAGAGACUGAUAUUGAUCUGAAUGAGUAUGGAGGAGGAUUAGGGUUGGCUCCGGAAGGAAGAGUUCAUGGUGGAAGUUUGAUAAUGGCAAUGUUGGGUAGAGACGGUGGUGGUGGUGGCUCUGCCUCAAGCAACUUGCCUAAGAGGUGGAUGUGA
This is a messenger RNA of Microthlaspi erraticum, 1845 nucleotides long. Lineage: Eukaryota; Viridiplantae; Streptophyta; Magnoliopsida; Brassicales; Brassicaceae. The record is from the annotation of a GenBank genome assembly.